Molecule: messenger RNA, 1144 nt
Organism: Ichthyophthirius multifiliis
Lineage: Eukaryota; Ciliophora; Oligohymenophorea; Hymenostomatida
Exons: 2
Biological process (GO): potassium ion transmembrane transport
Cellular component (GO): membrane
Molecular function (GO): voltage-gated potassium channel activity
Source: RefSeq, a predicted model, not a curated record
AAUUUAAAUGGCUAAUGUUAAAAACAUAUAAAAUUAGAAAAUUUACAUUAAUCAGUUUUCAAUUAAAAUGAACUAAAUAUGGCCCCUAGCUGUUACGAUAAUAAUGCAAAAGUUUUAAACUAAAACAUUAAUUGUUAAAUUAAUAUUCAAAGAAAAACUUCUAUUACUCCUACAAAUAAAAUAAAAUCCUUUUUUUUUAAAUAAACUAUAAAUAAAAUUUUAAUCAUUCGGAAAUAAAUAUUUUUAAUUUUAGAAGAUCCUCAAAAUUCCUUAGUUGCAAAAAUAAUUUAAUUUUAUAUUUAGUUUUGUGUUUUAAUGAGUAUACUUUUAUUAAUCGCGGACUCUAUUUAUUAUAACUAAAAUGCUAAUAAUAGCUUGAAUUAUUAAAAUUCUGAAUAAUUUCCUCUUUACAGUUAUUUUUCUUAAUACAUGGAAUAUAUAAUUUUUUCAACUUUUAUUAUCGAGUUUUUUAUAAGAGUUUGUGUCUGUACGAGUUUUGGUGAUUCUUUAUAUGUAUAUAUAAAAUAACCUUAUAAUAUAAUCGAUUUACUUUCAUUAAUACCUAUAUUUUUAGAUUUAAUACUGGAGUUUUCUUGGAGUUCAGCAAAAUAUUCUACAAGUAUAUUAAGGGCGAUAAAAACAAUAAGACUUUUUCGAAUUAUACGAAUUUUUAAGUUUUCGAGGUAUAUGAAAGGUUUAAAAACUCUAUAAAAAAGUUUGAAAAUUUCUGGAAGAUUUUUUAAAUUUAUAUGCUUCAUAUUAUUUAUUUAUAACCUUUUUUUCGGAACUCUUGUUUAUUAUUUAGAGAUCAAUUCUUCUUCUUUUAACUAAGAUAAUCCUAAUUAAAUUAAAAAUAUUCAUGAGUCUAUGUGGUUAGUACUUGUAACUAUGACAACUGUUGGAUAUGGAGAUUUUAUUCCUUAAAGUAUUUAAGCUAAAAUAUUGAUUUCUUUUAUUUCUUUAAUUUCAAAUUCUCUUGUUUUGGGGUAUAUUUUUAGUUAAAAUUAUGAAUAUUAAAAAAUUAAAAAGAAUUCCAAUAGCCAUCGUAAGUCAUGAUUUUUAAUAAGUGUAUAUUAAACAAAAAGAAUUGAAGUAAUUUAAUUAAUAAUACAAAAGUGAAAUAAAUAAAGGGGAUUAAAUAAAA